AUGCCCGCGCACAUCGACGGCGACGUCCCGACGCCGGGCUUCGCCACCAUCGCGUCCGCGCUCGAGGACGUCGCCGCGGGUAAGUUCGUCGUCGUCCUCGACGACGAGGACCGCGAAAACGAGGGCGACCUCAUCGGCGCCGCCGACGCCAUGACCGCGGAGUCGAUCGCCUUCAUGAUCAAGCACACCUCCGGGCUGCUCUGCGUCGCGGUGGACGACGAGACAGCGGACCGACUGAACCUCCCGCUCAUGGUCACGUCCAAAGAGAACGAAGACGCGAUGAAGACGGCGUUCACGGUGUCGUGCGAUCUCGCCGCGUCGACGACGGGCAUCUCCGCGGGGGAGCGCGCGGCGACGAUCGCGAAGCUCGGCGACGCGAAGGCGCACAAGGACGAGUUCGUGCGCCCGGGGCACGUCUUCCCGCUGCGGUACCGCGAGGGAGGCGUGCUGAAGAGGACGGGGCACACCGAGGCGGCGUACGACCUCGCGAAGCUCUCGGGCCGCGGCGCCGCGGGGGUGUUGUGCGAGAUCACGAACGACGACGCGGAGGGCACGAUGGCGCGCCUGCCGCAACUCCGCGAGUUUUCGAAGAAGCACGACCUGAAGAUGAUCUUGAUAAGCGACCUCGUGAGGUACCGACGCAAGCGCGAGGUUUUGGUGCGGCGAACCGCGAGCGCGCGCGUGCCCACGGAGCACGGCGCGUUCACCGCGGUUUCGUACAAGAGCGAGACGGACGGCAUCGAGCACGUCGCGUUCGUGUACGGCAACCUGGACGACGAGGGGAAGGAGAACGGAGGGUCGCUCGCGGACGGGGACAACGUCCUCGUGCGCGUGCACAGCGAGUGCCUCACCGGGGAUAUCUUCGGGAGUUCGCGGUGCGACUGCGGGAACCAGUUGGACAUGGCGAUGCAACGCGUCGCGAGCGAGGGGAAAGGGGUGAUCGUGUACCUCCGCGGGCAGGAAGGCCGCGGGAUCGGCUUGGGGCACAAGCUUCGCGCGUAUAACUUGCAGGACGAAGGGAGGGACACGGUGCAGGCGAACGAGGACUUGGGGUUGCCCGUGGACUCGCGCGAGUACGGCGUCGGCGCGGCCAUCUUGCGCGACUUGGGGGUGAAGACGAUUCGUCUCAUGACGAAUAAUCCGGCCAAGUACCACGGGUUGAAAGGGUUCGGACUGACGAUCGUCGGACGGUCGCCGCUGUUCGCGCCGAUCACGCUGGAGAACAAGCGCUACAUCGAGACGAAACGAGCGAAGAUGGGGCACAUGUUCGGCGACGAGAGCGGCGCGUUCGAGGAAGCCGUCGAGGCGGCGGAGGAGGUCAACGUCGAGGUCGCGUGA
This is a messenger RNA of Micromonas pusilla CCMP1545, 1338 nucleotides long. RefSeq lists its product as uncharacterized. Lineage: Eukaryota; Viridiplantae; Chlorophyta; Mamiellophyceae; Mamiellales; Mamiellaceae. The record is from RefSeq and is a predicted model, not a curated record. The coding region runs from base 1 to 1338 and encodes 445 amino acids. Gene Ontology annotation, molecular function: GTP cyclohydrolase II activity; 3,4-dihydroxy-2-butanone-4-phosphate synthase activity. Gene Ontology annotation, biological process: riboflavin biosynthetic process. Gene Ontology annotation, cellular component: cytosol. The transcript is spliced from 2 exons.